AUGUGUCCAGGCUGUAUCUCUGAGGAUAUAGAUUCUAGCUCCAGGCAACCUGAUGCGGUACUGGACCAUCAUUACCCCCAGCUGGACUUGCUCCUGUAUAUCAACGCCUUUCUUGAAGUGAGGAGCCCAAAAGUGGACACAGUGGUUCAGGUUCAGGCUCAGAACUUGGGUCCUGUGUUUGCGCUGUUUGUACCAUUUUAUUCCUCCAUUCCAAGAGUGCAGGUGACACAAGUAUUAGGUCACUUUUCUAUCACAAACAAGACACUGGUCUACAUACUGGGUUUACAGCUCUUAACCUCUGGUUCCUACAUCUGGAUUUUAGCCUUAAGUGGAUUGGUUUCUGGGAUUUGCUACAAUAGCAGUAUAUUAAAAGUUCAUCGCAUUCUUUGUGUACCCAGCUGGGUAGCAAAGAUAUUUUCUUGGACUCUUGAACCAAUCUUCUCAUCUGCGGAACCAACGAAUGAAGUUCGAGUGGGAAUGGGAGCAACAGUUGACAUCCAGAGGCAGCAGAGAAUGGAGUUACUGGAUCGUCAAAUCAUGAUGUCUCAGGUUGCCCAAAUGAGGCGGCAAAGGCAGCAGCAGGGUGGGAUGAUUAACUGGAAUAGACUGUUUCCUCCUUUACGUCAUAGACAUAAUGCGAAUUAUCAAGAUCAUCGCCCUUCUGAACAAGACACACCUCCACCUACUGAGGUCUCUGAAGAGCAGGUUGCACGACUUAUGGAAAUGGGAUUUUCUAGGGGAGAUGCUCUAGAAGCUCUGAGGGCUUCAAAUAAUGACUUAAAUGUAGCCACUAAUUUUCUACUGCAGCACUGAUGGUUUUCUGUGUGAAGGAACUUGAAGGGUUUGUACGUGUCAAAGAGGAUCAAAGCCACCUGCUGGACAGACUCACGAAGGUCAUCCCAGCAAGAGCGUCAGCAAAGAGAAACCGGCUCUGCGUGACUGGUGAUUCAAAGCGAUGUUAACAAAUGACGUGAACUGUUCCCAAGCCUUCAGAUCACUUGGUGGUUUCUAGUCUGGUUAUCCUUUUCAAAGUAACUUUAGUUUCUACUUUUUUCUGGAUAACACCUACAUUUAUUUUUAAAAUAAAGUAGGUGGUUGGUUUUUUUCUUGGAAAUCCUUGUUAGACAUAUUAUCAGACUUAACGACUAGGAAAAGAAGCUCCAGCAACCACAACAACUAGAUUUACCUGUCAAGAAAAAUAGUAUUUUCUUCAUUUACCAGUCUAAUUUCUCUAGCUUAUGUGUUAUGUUACAGUACUUGAUUUUUUACUACAGUAAUAAGAGGUUUGAAGAUCGCUUCAUUUUCAAUUCAGCAAAGGGUUGUGGGACUAUUGUGUCAUUCUUUGGAAAGUUUUAUUAAUGCCUGUAAUAUUUUAUUUCUUGAAUUCCUUUUUAAAUAAAAGUUGUCGUUCAGCACAUAAUACACAGA
This is a messenger RNA of Balearica regulorum gibbericeps (East African grey crowned-crane), 1428 nucleotides long. The record is from RefSeq and is a predicted model, not a curated record. Lineage: Eukaryota; Metazoa; Chordata; Aves; Gruiformes; Gruidae.